This is a messenger RNA of Folsomia candida, 1215 nucleotides long. RefSeq lists its product as uncharacterized. Lineage: Eukaryota; Metazoa; Arthropoda; Collembola; Entomobryomorpha; Isotomidae. The record is from RefSeq and is a predicted model, not a curated record. Bases 182 to 1009 code for a protein of 275 amino acids. The transcript has 3 exons.
UGGUCUUAAUUGUUCACCCCAAAAAGCAGUCACGUCUUGGUAUUAUGGGUCGUCCUACUUUACUUUCUCUGUAUAACUCAAUUUGCAUGGAGUAAUAUAAGCCCGCAUUUUCUACGAGGCAUCACUUUCAAAGAGAACUUUUCCCUUGUAACAUUAUCUAAAAAACCAAAAGUAUUAAAAAAUGUACUCCCACCAUCGCCAACUAGUUAGGAGGACCGCAAACUGGAAACUGUUUCAGAUAUUUUGCAUUCUCCAAAACUGUUUAAUUCUCCAGGUUGCGUGUUUCUCAGUUAAUUCAAAUUCGAUUCCGGGCGGUCAUGGACUGCUGAGGGGUACGAUUAAUGGCAUCUUAUUCGUUAAUCAUACCAAAAUGUUGGCCCCGAAGAGUGAAGAUGGAGAGAUUCUGGUGGAAAAGAUGGAUCCCAAAAUUCAAUCUACAACCAUGCUCGUAGAAUCCUUGGGUGAAACUGGGAGUUUGGAGGACCGGGCGAGAACAUUGUCAUCGUUGGGAUUAGACGAGGAAGAUUACGAGGAGGACACGAACAAGGCAAAAAGGUCGAAAGGGUUCAUCAAAAGAUUACUCCAAAGAUUUGGGCUCGUCUCAGCUUCGUCCGAACCACCACAACGCGAAAGAGAAUUUGAAGCUCAAGUGGCCGAGGAUGAUUCUUCAGUUGAUGCUGACAGUCCGAGCGACGCCAUGACCACGUCGAUGCCUUCCACGAGUCUCCUCGCUAAACUGAAUCCCAUCAAUAAAAUCACGUAUAAAAUCAACACGGCGAGAAACGUGGUAAAUCGGGCGUUGAACGUGGUGGGGUUGGGGAGCAAGCCGGCUGAGACCCCGGCGGAAGGUGCGACUGGCGACGGAGGGGAGCAGGACGAUGAAGCGGGGGCCACACGGGAUUCUGCCGGCACAACGGACGAUUCCUCCUCCUCUGGGGUUGUGCAUGGGGACACGGUAUUGGUUGCCUUAGUCGGAGUUGCGGUAUUUCUGGGGUGCAAUUUUCUUUAAAUUUUGAAGAAUAGCUUUUUAGUGAAAUAAUUAAAGUUAAUUAAUAAGGGUAUAAUUGGAUAGAUGUAUUUUGGAUUGGGUGAUUUAUGGGGAGUAGACGUGGAAUUGUAUUUAAAUUUUAAUUUAGAUCAGGUUAGUGCACGUUAUGUAGCGUAUUAAGGAGUAGAAGGUCACUACUUGUCGGGCCCCGAUUUCGAUCUCCUUUG